Strongylocentrotus purpuratus (purple sea urchin) is the source of this 7756-nucleotide messenger RNA. It is a transcript of the gene tmem181, whose product is annotated as transmembrane protein 181. Lineage: Eukaryota; Metazoa; Echinodermata; Echinoidea; Camarodonta; Strongylocentrotidae. Gene Ontology annotation, molecular function: toxic substance binding. Bases 507 to 2054 code for a protein of 515 amino acids. The transcript is spliced from 16 exons. The record is from RefSeq and is a predicted model, not a curated record.
ACCUGUGUAUUUCGUGUUUCGAAUGUAAACGGUGGGUUCCAUCAGCCGACAUGGCGAAAAUCAUUAUUUGCUGAUGCUAUCUUCUUCAUCUUGCUUUCCUUCUGGAGCAUGUAAUUCUAUUUGGAGCAUCUGGAAAUGCGUACGCACGCCAAAAUCGUUGAAUGGUUUCUACGCGGACGCCACUGAAUUACACGAAUCCGCCGGUGCUUCGCACCCACACACACUCUCACACACACAAUACACACUCGCUCUCUCUCCAUUGAUACCCACACACACGCUCGCAUGGGCGCUCUCGCAUUAAAACGCACUCUCCGGGUGGCUUCCACAUGAGGCAUGGGCAUUCUUAUGCAUAUAGUGUAGCGUGCACGUUGAGAUUGCUGGGCCGUGUCCAAGAAAACACGGAAAGCAUCAUUUUGGACAUAUCAUUCGGAAUAUAUUCAUGAACGUCUCGCAUCAGCUUAUUCGCUUUAUUUGAGGGAUAUACUUGAAAUUGCAUCUAGUGCGAGAUGGAUGCUUAUGGGUUCUCGUAUAAGGCGCCACAAUGGAAGGCAAAAUUAAAAUCAUCCUGCCAAGGUCUUUUUGAUAUAUACUCCGCCGUGCAGGAUUUCAUCGUCCCUAAGUAUUACUACGACCGCUCUAAUCGGUCGGUACAGAUGCGUCUUUAUACCUUAAGCAAGAGGCAGUUUGUCUUAGUCUUCAUCUGUUUUUUCAUGGCUUUCGGCAUCUCGUUAUUAAUUGGAAUAGCAGGUCCUAAUAUACAAGCUUAUGAACUGCAGAAACAGGUUGAAAAUUUACCAAAUGGUCCUUUUGAGUUGACGUCACCUAUCCUGAACAAGUUCAAUAAAUCUUUAUGGCUUACAACAGCAAUAGAAGUAGAUGAUGCAUCAGCGGAAACCUUUCAGAAGCCAUUCAACGUGAGCAUCAUGCUGCGAGGUGUGGCCCAGGAUAGCAGUCAAGAGAAGCUCACUAGCGUCCCUUAUAACAGAUCAAGGAAACUCAGCUGUGAAAAGGGCCGCUGCACUGAGCUGUUGCUCCUGCAUCUGUUAACCUUGAAGUAUUCCACGUACAUCGUCACUGUUUCCUUCCAAGGGCUAGAAAAACAUCAUGUUACUGCAAUCAAUUUCUAUUUUCGAACUUAUAAUCCGGCCUUCUCCAACAUGAUGAUCUGGUUCAGAUUUGUUUUCCUGGUCAUCACAUUUAUCAUCACAUGUAUGUUUGCUCACUCAUUGAGGAAGUUUUCCAUGAGAGAUUGGUCAAUAGAACAGAAGUGGCUGUCGGUCAUAUUACCCCUCCUCCUUCUCUAUAAUGAUCCCAUCUAUCCUCUGACGUUACUUGUCGAUAGCUGGAUUCCUAUUCUUCUUGAUAACGUAUUCCAAGCAACUUUCCUCUGUGCACUACUCUUAUUCUGGCUUUGUGCUUACCAUGGAAUCAGACAGAGUGAUAGAAAGUGGGUGAAGUUUUACAUGAUCAAGCUGUUAAUAGUGGGCGUGCUCUGGGUCUCAACGCUGGUACUAACGUCGUGGCAACUCUACUGCAGUCUCUACGACCCGACCUUCAACUAUAAGGUGGAUUCAGGGGACUUCAUCGGUAUGGUGAUAUUCUUCCUGGUGGUUGGAGGGUUUUAUGUUCUCUAUCUGCUCUUCCUGGUAAUAAGAGCAUUCACAGAACUACGCUCGCUUCCAUACAUGAAUCUGAGGUUGAAGGUCAUGACGAUGCUAAUGUUGGUGGUUGUUGCAGCAACGAUAACGAUCACCAUCAUGCGAUACGGAGUCAACAUUCUGAAUGAAAACUUUGUGACAGAGCUCUCGACCUACUACAAAAACUGUGCGGAGUUCCUGGCCUUCUAUAGCCUCCUCAACUGCUAUCUCUACACCAUGGCAUUUGUUUACUCUCCAUCCAAGAAUGCACAUAAAGAUACGUACUUCAAGGAUAACCCCACAUUCUCCAUGCUUAAUGAGUCAGAAGAUGAGCUCAUAUAUGGGAGUGACAGUGAAGAUGGCGUCCACACGUCACUGACGGGCAACAACAGGCAUAUGGACAACGAGGAGGAGUGAAGGAAGCUUCUUCCUGUCCCCGAAAAGAUGCCAUCCAAAGAUUUGAUACGUCCCUUUCAACAAAGAAAGAAAGCAGAUAACAAGCACAACUAGUCCACGAUCUGUCUUCACAUAUACUACCCUGCUUGAUUUUCAGCCUAUCAGUUUGUUUUGCAAUGCAAAAGUGUGAGAGGAGAUUGAGUCCCUGUCUUAUAAAAAGCUAGGAUGGAUACAAAUCGAUGGCGAGUCAUCAGUCAAUCCCAAAUCGCCUGUCUCUCAACUACACAUUUUGUGAUUGAUUUGAAGCAAUCACAACUCUUUAUAACAUAGGGCUCUGGUAAACAUAAUAAGAUAAAAAAUUAAUUCGGGAGCUUGCUUUGUGUUUUUUAUUCAUAUGUGGAAGAAUAUUUCUUGUGGCAUGGAUUUUUAAAACAGAUUUCUCUAGAAUUUCCCUUCAUAUUCCAAACAUUUGGACCAAAUUUUUGAUGUCGCAAUGGAGUGUAGUCCCAUGUACCCAUAUCUGUGUGAGGUGCUUCUCACUAUCUGUGAUUGCCACCAAGAUUGAGUCAACUUGUUUCCAUUGCGCUGGUUCCAAAACCUCAAAACCCUCUAUUAUUGUAUGUACUGUCUAUAUCAAAGAAUAAUGCAACUACUUUCCCCAAAAUCAACCUCAGGCAAUUUCAAUGGCUAUGUACGUCACCUUUUUAAACGUGCAGACAUUACAACGACAUAUUAUGUAAUCCGAACGUGAUUUCCAUGGGACUUCCAUUAGGGUAUUGAAAUUGCCCUCAAGUUAAUUUUUCGAAAUUAGUUGCCAGCACCAUUCCAAUAACUUCAAGAGAUAUUUUUUCUUUAUUUUGCACUUAUUCUCGUACCAUGUGAAUAUUCAGACUUAGUGAAAACCAACAUGAUACCGGUAUAUAGUUUUCACUGUUGUCAUGAAUAUUUGGCCAUUCCAAAGGAAAGAUUAACAUAGAUUUAUUAAAUCAAAGCUUAUUUAUUUAUUUAUUUAUUUCUGAUAUUUGUACAGGGUGGCAUAUAUCACCAAUUUGGUGGUCUUCCAUGAGGCCCUGUUUAAUAAGAAUAAAGCAAAUUACAGUAGCAAAAACAAAAUAGAUAAAUACACAAGCAUAUAAACAGUUAUUAUACAAAUUAAUAAGUAUCCUCAUUAAACAACUGAUCAUUCGAGAAUUAUCCUUGAUGAUUUAAAAGAAAUAUUUGAAUGGAUUUUCAAUCAAAUCUAUUACAACCUGUAGCAAGGGAUGUGUCCCUGUUACCUACUAUGUAGUCCCUUGGAUAGGACAUCAGGUUACAGGUCCUCUUGUCGCUAAUCGACAAGUGUGAGCUUGCUUUUUUACCAUCCCAGGUUUAAAUGAAGUAAUUCUUGAUGAAAAGAUUGGGGAGAGAAAGCACCUUGGGACGGCUCUGAUAUUUGCUGAAAUUGUGUACUUACUUGGGGUUUUACUUUUUGUUUAUUUUUGAGGAGGAUAAUUACCUUGAGGAGGCGUUAUAUGUGAUUCGUUAAGAUUUUGUUAUGAUUGUCCAUGCCUUAGCCUUAUUGUAUUAUUUAAUGUUCACUUGCUUGUCACUGACACUUAGUUCUCUAUGCCGUACUUGAAUCAGGAGAAAUGUUGCUUGGCCAAUUUGCCAUCGCAUUACUUACCGAUCCAUAGCACAUGUUCAUGUGCUAGUUACCGACACUUGGUUUUGUAUGCCAUACUUGAAGCAGGAGACACAUUGCGUUGCAAAUUUUCCAUUUCAUUAUUUACUCAUUCAUAGCACAGAUUCACUUUGUUUCAUAGCCCCGUUCUUCAAUUACUAUAAUGACUGCCAUUUUGUACAAUACACAUAAUUUUACACUCCAGUAUAGAAGCAUUAUGCUUCUUAUCAUCCGUUUGGAGCUAUAAGGGCAUUAUCUCUGUGUCAAAGUAUAUGAGCUAAUGCCCUUAUGGUUCCGAACAAGGACCCGUCCAAAAAAAAAAUGAGUUCUGCAAUUCAAGCUGAAGUGUCGAUAUCUCUCUUGUUAGUGUGUUAUCAUACUUGAGUUUGGUGUAAUUGCAAAGCCUGUUUCUUUCCCUUUAUAAUGAUGCCCCAUUUGUAAUGUUUAUUUAAUGAUGGACUGUGCAGUACACCUGAAUAUGAGGCCAAGUCAGAAGUGAAAUGUCGGAAAAUGAAUUGUUGUUUCUUCAAAACACAAUCCAGCCUCAAAACAAAGGGAGAAUUCAAUGUUGACAAUAACAAUGCAAUUUGCAACUUUUCACUUUUGACUUUGGCCCCCUAUUCAGGUGUACUGCACAUUCCAUGAUUACAUAAUCAUUACAAAUGGGGCAUCGUUGAAGAGGGGAAUAAUCAAGCUUUUCAAUGACACCAACAUCAAGUACAAUAAUAUACUAGCAAGAGAGAUAUCUACCCUAAAGCUUGAAUUGCGGAACUUAUUUUUGAAGGGUUUAAAUACAAAGUAAAGAGUAAUGUGAUAGUACUGUAGUUAUAUAGUCUAAUUAGUCUUCCACUUGUACUUAUAUAUAGGGAAGAAUAUGUAUUUUAAAACUUGCUACAUUGUAUUGGUGGUGGGCGGGGCGGGGGGGGGGGGGGUAAUAAAGUGGUUUUGUUUUCAAUUUAUAAUUUUUAUUGAGAUUUUUUAGGGCUAAAUCUGGUUUUACGAUGCAUUCGAUGUGUAGAAGAAUAUUUCUUUCACAGUUGAAACGCAAGAGCUGGGGUAGUUAUAUCCAAAUUUCUUUGAAAGCAGGUAGAGUCAUCACAUAUGCGCUGUAAAAGAAGAGCAUGUUAUAAUUACUAGUAGGCCAAGUAGGCUUAUGAUCAGUUUGUCAUAUUAAUGUCAAUAUUCUUGCUUACACUGGUCAAUGUUGUUAUUAGCUCAUAGCAAAACAAAUUCAUCUUGCCCGAGCAUAAGGAAAGCAACCUACCCAUACUCUGUGCAUAGUAGCAAGCCACCUGAAAAUUCUUGUAGAAAACUUAUCUUCUUUUUUUCAACGUUCAGAGUUCAGACUGUAGUUUGUUCAUACUGGCUUCAUGUAAAAGAUAUGAACCUUGACAACCAAACUCCAAAAAUAAUUGUUGAGAAAUUGAUUUAGUUUUUUUUUUUGGUAUUGGUAAUCGCGAUUAACUUUGGAUAUUGAGUAUAUCUCAGAAGUCUUGGACGAUACAUAUAAUUUUACAGAUGUAAGUUUGCAUAAUAUUUUUGUGGACCAAAUAUGGUUCAUUUUAUGCUUCAAUACGGUGUUGUUUCUUAUUUUUAUUUUCUCACGGUCAAAAGCACUCUAUGAUGUGUAUCCAUUUUGUUUGUAACCAGUGCCGUAAGGGAGUGUCAAAGCUUGUAGAUUUUUAUGUAUAUAUUUGCUUAAUUGUCGAGCAGGCUGUCAAUAUUUUAUUUAGCACAAUAUCAGCAAGUGUGUGUUAGUUGUGGAGAUGUGGUUGUUUUUUAUUUAAACCAAAUAUCUGUCUUUUCCAUCUUAUUUUGAUAAUGAAUAGGAAAUGAUCUUUCAAAGAGAGAAAUGGUUCAUUUUCCCCCUUAAAUUGUAUCCUCUUAGUUCUUAUACUAAGAUAAGUAGGAUGCAAGAAAUAAGAUGAAAAUUUUAUGAAGUUAGAGCAAGAAAGGCUCAUAAGUCUAAUUGAACCCAUAGCAGUUCUGAUUUUUAUUAUUUUAUGAAUUAAUCUGUUUUCCCUCCUCAAGUUGGCAACAAUCUUAUUUUCCACUCCUUCAUAGUGUGAAUAAAAAAUGUGAAAAAAAAUUACAAAAUUGAACCAAAAUAUUGCAAAUUUGUAGAUGAAUAUUGUGAUUUCAUAAUCUUUGAGAAUGGCUCUCUAUACUGCAUUGGAAUUAGGCUCCUAAUUUUAUAUGAAUUUUGCUCUUUCUGCUGACGUAUAAUGUGUAAAUCGUAGCUUUCUUGAUUAAAAGAUAAUGCAAAAAUGCCACUAAAAAGAGACGCACCAUCCUGCUAUGGGUUUUAAAUCAAAACAUCCUAUUAGAGUAUUGUUUCUUUAAGAGUAUGUAUUUUGUAAUCAGCAAAAUAUGUAACCUUGAAAAAGGGUGAAGCGUUUUGUUGGUAAUUUCUUUUCUCCACUUUGCAGUGGAUGGUAAACUGUAUUCUGUCAAAACAUUCUUCACAUUUUCUUUCUGUCUUUUCUGUAACAAGAGUAUUCAGUUAUCAAGUGCAAUAUCUGUCAUAAUAUUAAUGAAAACCACUGCUUUCACUUAUUAAUGCUAAUCAAAUACAAAGGUACUAGCUUUACGGGAUACAUUUUCAGAUUAAUUUAUGAUAUUGAUUAUUUUAGCGAGGGGUCAGUUUUAGUUUACCCCAUAUUUGUUUGCUCUCGGGCUUUUAUUUUUGUCUUUAGUUCAAAGGUUGUACAUAUUACUUACUUGUGCUAGAGGGGGAUGAAGCUGCAAUUACAGAAGAUGAAUUAUCUGUAUAUACUUUGAUAUGGACUGGCUGGGUAUUUGGUACGGUUUAGUUUUCAUGAAGUGUGUCGUUUUUCUUUCAUGUAGGUAGAAAUGUAUUAAGUGUGUGCGAUGUAGUUGAAGGUCAUUCACAUUGUCAGAUUUUCUUUUUAUAUACAGGUAUAUUAAGUUGAUAAUAUAGUGUCAUUCAAAGUAUUAUUAAGUCAUUAAAAGGCCAUCUAUACUUGCGUUGCAGGGACUGGAUGAAAAGUACUAGCUGUACUGGCAAGAAAUUUUUGUAGAAAAAAUGUACCUCUGUUCUCCGAUUUGAUUGAAAGAGAAAAAAAGAGAUAGGGAAAGUGAUAUUUUGUAGUAACGUAUUUGCUAUUGAUUUUAAUAGCUUAUUUUAUUAGAUAUUGAUAGACAUUGAUUUGAAAUUAUUUGCACAAGAAAUGUUGAGCUCAAGCUUCGUACAGUUCACCUAAAACUGCACAAUCCAUGUUUAAUUGUAGGAAAGUGAUUUGUACACCUCCAUGUACAUUCUCGAUGUAUAUGAGAACAGUUAAAACCAUGGUGCAGUCACCCAGUGUAAAGGUUGCAUUCAUAUGUGAACAGAAUUGCAUCAUCCGUUACGUUUGAUACAUGCAUUUCGAUAAAGGUUUGUUAACACGUAUGUACUUGUGUUGAAAGAAAGUCUUGAUCAAGCUGUAAUCUCAUUGAAAUACGUUCCAUUCUUAAAUAUAUCCUGAUUUUGAAUUCUUGCCCUUGCCCUUCGCUCUGUCUAUCCUCAUUCCCUUUCCCUUCCCCCCCCCCCUUUUUUUUUGGUAUCCCCCUUUUUGGUAUUCACCUUUUUAUAAUAUAUUACCUCACUUUCUCUCCUUUCCCUCUCUCUCAACAUCAAUCUGUAUUUCUCUUUUCUGCCCUAAAUUAAAUUUGCUAAUUCAUAUUGUAAAGCCAGACUUCUGUCGAAUGAGCUUGCCUUGGAGUCAGUUACGAUGUAAAAAAGCACUUUGUUAAAUCUCAUUUUGGUGUGUGUGUUAUGUAGUCUAAUUCUACCUUGUUAAAUCCGUCUGCGAGCUAGCACUCGUAAAAAAUAAAUGCGAGAUUCCAGUCAAGUUGAAUGAUUUAUUGUCAAAAUGAUUGUCAAUAACAAAAAGCAGCAGAUUUAUUUUCAUUAUUUGUUCAAAUAAUAUAUAUAUUACACUGUUUGUAAUAAUUACAGAAAGGAUAAUAGUACAAUGUAAGAUGAUGUACAUAAUAACACUGGGAAAAAAGAUUUAAUACAGUACGGUAAGUAAUAAAGUAUGACGAGUACUAUUACUUA